Messenger RNA from Sorex fumeus (smoky shrew), 3521 nucleotides. RefSeq names its product GrpE like 2, mitochondrial (gene GRPEL2). The record is from RefSeq and is a predicted model, not a curated record. NCBI's taxonomy places the organism in Eukaryota, Metazoa, Chordata, Mammalia, Eulipotyphla, Soricidae. Gene Ontology annotation, biological process: protein import into mitochondrial matrix; protein folding. The coding region runs from base 47 to 724 and encodes 225 amino acids. Gene Ontology annotation, molecular function: protein homodimerization activity; protein-folding chaperone binding; adenyl-nucleotide exchange factor activity. Gene Ontology annotation, cellular component: PAM complex, Tim23 associated import motor. The transcript has 4 exons.
UGGGAGCUAGUGCGCAUGCGCCGCCUCCUCUGCCGCGCUCGCAAACAUGGCGGCGCGAGCCCUGGGGUCGGUCCGGUGGCCGCUCCGGCGCCUCCUGGCCUCGGGUGCCGGGUCCAGUGGCAGAGCAUGGCUGCACCCUUUCAGCACCGCCACCCAGAGAACUGCUGGUGAGGACUGCAGUUCGGAAGACCCUCCUGAUGAGCUUGGUCCUUCUCUUGCAGAACGAGCCUUAAAGCUAAAAGCUGUUAAGCUGGAGAAGGAAGUACAGGAUUUGACAAUAAAGUACCAGAGAGCUGUAGCUGAUGGUGAAAACAUCAGAAGGCGAACCCAGAGAUGUGUGGAGGAUGCCAAGAUAUUUGGAAUCCAGAGUUUCUGUAAGGACUUGGUGGAGGUGGCCGACCUUCUGGAGAAGACCACAGAGUGCCUCUCUGCAGAAGCAGAGCCUGGGGACCAGAAGCCCACCCUGGAGAAGAUCUUCCAAGGCUUGUCCCUUCUAGAAGCAAAGCUGAAGAGCGUAUUCGCCAAGCAUGGCCUUGAGAAGAUGAGCCCCGUGGGCGACAAAUACGACCCUCAUGAGCACGAACUCAUCUCGCACGUGCCCGCUGGCGUUGGUGUGCAGCCUGGCACCGUGGCCUUAGUCAGACAAGAUGGCUACAAGCUUCACGGCCGCACCAUCAGACUCGCCCAGGUGGAAGUGGCCGUGGAGGCCCAGAAGAGGCUCUGAACGGGCCCUCGGGGGCUGAGUCGGCUCCCAGUGUGCAGUCACCUGUGUUCCCUUUAUUUAUUAAGCUAGGUUUGUAUUGUACAUGAGGUACUUCAUGUGAUCUGUUUUGGAUUUAGUCAUAUUGGCUUGAUUUCUACGAUAAUCUCUUAAUUUCCUGGGGCCUGUUUGGUCCCGUCGGAUUAUUUUGCCAUCGGGCAUUUGAACAAAGUGGCAAGUGUGUGUAUCACCUUUGUCCUACUGCGCUUCAGAAAUUAAUUUUAAAUUGGUACUCUGCUGAUUUUUCAGAAUCUUUAAGAGGUGAAAAUGAGUAUAAGCGUAUGUAUUUUGACCUAAUUGUUCCUUCCUAAUAAUUUCUAUAAUGAGAAUUGAAUAGGAUCUUGUAUCUUGUGGGGAAAAAGAGAUGGUAAGGGGUUAGUUCAACAUUUGGUACUUGGGUGAUGAAUCUAAAUCUAAAUAAUGGAUUUAGAUUAUUGUUGAUUUUUAUAUACUAAUAGAUUUUCAAGGCUUUCUCUCUUUUUUACAAAUUACUCUUUGUGGGGUGGGGGCUUCGGUGCCACACCUGGCUGUGCUCAGGGCUUACUUUUGGCUCUGCACUCAGGGAUCACUCCAGGCAGUGCUUGGGAGAACCAUAUAGGGUGCCAAGAAUCAUACCUGGGUCAUCUGCAAGGCAGGCACCCUCCCUCCUUGCUGUACUAUCUCUUCAGCUCCAUCUCUUAGUGCCUUUUUUUUUUUUGGUUUGUUUUGGUCCCCUAGUCCCUACCAGAUAAACUUCUGUCCAGUUCCCAUUUAUAGGGUCAGACUAGACUUGGAAAGCAGGGAGCAGUAGAAAUUUGAGGUAUCCAAGUGGCUUUCAAGGAUGACUUUGUGCUCUUUGCUGAAUUUACGUUCAACUUAUUUUCAACCUCCCAUUUCUGGUGAAUGAGGCACCCCCAAUGAUCCAGUGAUCCAAACCAAUCUAGGCUACUUACCAAAGUUUCCUUUUCCCCCAGCCCUGCCAUUUAGUCAGAUUUCCCUUUUUCCUAUUUGAUGAUGUAAGGAGAGGAUUAGAACAAAGGUGUUAGGAUCCUAUAGUUUCUCAUUUAAUUCAGUUAUGUGGAUUUCCAUUUUUGAUACUCACCAAUUACUACCUCUGUUACAUAGACAAACUAUUUUGUAGUUUUUAUAGCGCAUGUGUAUAAACAUCUCACUCCCUUUUUUGCACUUUUAGUUUUUAGUUGUGUUUAUUUUUGUUGUUUUUUUUUCUAGUGUUCUGUAAAAGAUCUGUCCAAUAUAUGAGUAGGUAGAUGAAGUAAUCAGACAUUAGAAAGGAGGUCAAUCAUAUAUGUUUUAAUGUAGAAGAGACCUUGGUAAUAACCCAACCUUACCCUUUCAGCUUCUUCUGAAGCAUGAAAAUAUAUUGUUUUUUAGAAUUAGACUAAAAAAAAAACCUCUAAAAAUAGCUAAAAUUCACUGGGAACUUAAAAGUAAGGAGUAAUUACAUAGUAGCUUCCAUCAUUUAAAAUUAAACAGUUCUUAAAUGAACUUGCAAAUAUGUUCCCAGCAGACAGAAGAUAUCCAGGUUGCCUAGGUUUAAGCUUUUAGUUACCCACGAAAUAAUCUAUUUCUAGUGGCACUCUCCAAGCCACAUUCAGUAGAGUGGGGAGUCAGCCUUUUGAUGCGAUAUGUAAUCCCAAGACAAAACAUAGACAUCUCUAAUGGACCCUACCCUCUGCCAGAUUUAGACAUUUAAUAAUCCAUGCUUCUAAAUUGCAAACAGAAGACUGCCAAUAAGAUUUUAAAAUCAUAGCGACUCUUGAUACUCUGUUAAGCACUUAUGUAAACAUAUGCAGCCCCUAGACAGUAGGAAUUUGUUCCUUUUUUGCUUCAUUCCUUUGAGAUUAAACAGAAGGCACCAAGAAAAUGAGCCAUUUAUUUACAAUUACCCCUGUGUUCUUGGUAUACUGUCAGUACCAGUCCAUUAGAAUAACCAUCCUUUAAAAGUGUGAAAUAUGAUUGCUUGAGUUUUCUAAUAUUCCUUUUUAACUUCUUGUUUUAGGCUGAGAAUAAUCUUAGAUUCUUUCAUUAUUCAGUCGUUUCGCAGACUUGAUAUAUGAAGAUGGAGCUGUAGUAGUAACAGUCUCUAGAACUUGAAAGGCUUUACUGGAACUUGGGCAACCUCAAGGAACAUGGAGGUGGAAGGUUAUCACAUAACCCUGGCGACCAAAAGUUGCACCCCUCAGAGCUUAUUUGUUAGGUGGUUAGCAUUUUCUCACUGUCUUGUGAAGAUUUAAUGAAAUUUGUAAAUUGCAUCUUACAAUAGGCCCUCAAAUGUUUAUUUUUAUUAUAUUUUAUUUACAGGUUUUUUUUUUCUGUAUUUUACUGCUGCCUAAAAUUUAGGGGAAGACUGGUAAAGAAAGCGAUGCUUAAAAUUUCUUAAGCUAAUCGGAAUGACUAGUUUUCUUUCUGAUUUCUGGUGGUUUGGUUUUCACGUAAUUCCAUAGUUGUUAACAGAAGGAACAAGAAAAUUAUGUUGGUGCUAUUAUUUUUAUUGUGAUUGUUAAGUAAAAAGUCAUUGGCUUGGAGAUAACAUGUAAGAGAGCUUUGGAUCUCAUGAAGAGGGAAUCUUAGUGUCUUAAUCCUUGGAUCUAUAAAUCUCACACAGAUUUUCCUUGCUGUCAUAAAGGAAUGUCAGUUUGAUACCAAGUUAUUUGGUGCUCUUUCAUGAUACAGGACUUGAUAUAUGAACAUUAAAGAAAAAAAAAACCUCAAGGAUGAAAUAAAAUGUUCAGAAACAAUAAAACUCAAAUUGAAAUAAUUG